Hylaeus volcanicus is the source of this 1363-nucleotide messenger RNA. RefSeq names its product solute carrier family 35 member G1-like. Gene Ontology annotation, cellular component: membrane. Lineage: Eukaryota; Metazoa; Arthropoda; Insecta; Hymenoptera; Colletidae. The record is from RefSeq and is a predicted model, not a curated record. The coding region runs from base 347 to 1363 and encodes 338 amino acids. The transcript has 3 exons.
AAAAUUAAAAUUCCGAUUAACUGUAAUCAAUUAUAUAAGAGAACUUGUUUUGAUUAUGCACAUCCGUAUCGAAUUAGAACACUAAAUCUAAAAUAAACAAAAGUAAAAUGACUUUAUUCUGUACUCGUUUAUGUCACAAUUCAUGUUUUAUAGUUUUAUAGUCAGACUGAUCACAAUCCGAUUGCUUUUAUAUUUUUCAAAUCUUCCUACCGUCAUUAAUCCCCCCAUAAGCUGUUUGACAUGCAAAGCUGUAUGUUAAUUCUACCAGACAGCAGAUGGUAGGCAGUAGUAUGCCGAUAUCUUGUUCAGUAUAAUUGUAUAUUGUAGCUGUUAAGUUACUCGAACGAUGAAGAUGAAAUUCAGCAUCGACUCUACUGCUUCUUAUAACAGUAUACAUCCAGCGUACCAUUAUACAGAACAAUUUGCAAAUAAUGCUGAAACGUAUCAAGAGGGUACCAAGUGGUUUGGCGUAUUUCUGGCAUUUCUCUCAGGUACAUUUUUCACAAUUAGUUCCGCGUUAGUUAAAGCAAUUCAGAAUGUAGACCCUAUGAUAUUACUGGCCAUCAGAGCCAUUCUGCAAAUGUUAGUCAUGGCUGGAGCAGCCAUUAAAAGUUCCAAAAGUUUAUUUGGUCCAAAAGGUCAAAGACUACUCCUAAACUUCCAGGGAAUAGUAGGAGGUGCGACGCUGUCGCUAUUGUAUUAUAGUUUCCGUAAACUACCCAUUGGAGAUGCUACGACCAUCAUAUUUAGUUCUCCAGUGAUCGUUAUUGCGUUAUCUUUCAUUUUUCUAAAAGAACCAUGUGGAAUAUUACGUGUAACCGUUAUGUGUGUACUAUUUACUGGUGUUGUGUUUGUUUCUAAGCCACCAUUUUUAUUUCAGGUACACAGAACUGAACCAUACAAUAUUAUGGGAUACGUAUGUGCUAUCCUAGCAACCUUCUUCACAGCUCUCAACAUAGUUGUGAUGAGAAAGUGCUCGGAAAUCCAUUUUUCAACGAUAAUCUUCAAUAUAUCUUGGUGGUCAUUGGUCACGGCUGUAUUCUUUUUCUAUUUUGUGUCGGAAAAUCACGAACAGAGUUUAAAGCUACCAGAUGAUUGGUUCACUUGGAGUAAAAUAUUGUUAGUGGCAUUUACUGGAUUGUGCGGUCAAAUUUUAGUGACUAAUGCAUUAAAAAUAGAAGGUGCAGGCAAAGUAUCGGUGACUAGAUCUUUGGAUAUCAUAUUGGCCUAUAUCGUACAAGUAUAUUUUUUCGGAGAUCAACCGUCGUCAACCAGUAUCGUCGGAGCGUUUUUAGUCAUAAUUUCUGUUAUAUGUAUGGGGUUUGAAAAAGAAAUUUAUAAUGUUUGUGAUUUUAUUCCCUAG